Messenger RNA from Cotesia glomerata, 2223 nucleotides. It is a transcript of the gene Lim1, whose product is annotated as LIM/homeobox protein Lhx5-like. The coding region runs from base 425 to 1891 and encodes 488 amino acids. The transcript has 10 exons. NCBI's taxonomy places the organism in Eukaryota, Metazoa, Arthropoda, Insecta, Hymenoptera, Braconidae. The record is from RefSeq and is a predicted model, not a curated record. Gene Ontology annotation, biological process: neuron differentiation; regulation of transcription by RNA polymerase II. Gene Ontology annotation, cellular component: nucleus. Gene Ontology annotation, molecular function: DNA-binding transcription factor activity, RNA polymerase II-specific; RNA polymerase II transcription regulatory region sequence-specific DNA binding.
UUCAUACUUUUGGGAUGAUAAUUAUAAUAAUAAAAGUGGUAAUGUCUGACUAAUUGCGAACUAUGUCUACUGGCUGACCUGUAACCAUUUAUCUACUACAUUGAAUCACAAUCAGACAAAAUUCAAACUUGAAAUUAAAGCUUUGAUUGAAUCGAACAUUGUAAGAUAUUUUUGAGGUUACUUUGAGUUUCGAUAGCUGCUAAAAAAUGUUAUCAAAAAAAUAAUUUCAUAUUAAAAAGAGAAAGUCAACCAAAAUACCAGCAUUGGAAUAAUUAGAUGUAAUCAUCAAAUAUGCAUAAAAUUAUGCUACUUUGAAGUAUAUGCGUACACGCAGGCAUUGGUUUUGUGGCUAAUUCUGACCACAAAGCAAUGAUGGAUAAUAACUACAAAGUCUUCCAAGAAGUCAGGGAGGUGUGGUUUGGCAAUGCUCCUGUCGUGUGCAGGGUGCAAGAAACCAAUAAUGGACAAAUUUUUUCUUAAUGUUUUGGAGCGAGCGUGGCAUGGUGACUGCGUAAGAUGCUUCGAUUGUGGAACCGAGCUUCAGGAAAAGUGUUUUUCCCGUGAAUCCAAAUUAUUUUGUCGGAAUGAUUUCUACAGGAGAUAUGGAACAAAGUGCAGUGGAUGUCUUCAAGGCAUAAGCCCCCAAGACCUUGUGAGAAAAGCAAGAGAUAAAGUUUUUCAUCUAAACUGCUUCACCUGCCUUGUUUGUCGAAGGCAGCUGAGCACUGGCGAGGAGCUCUAUGUCCUGGACGACAACAAGUUUGUCUGCAAGCAAGACUACUUGUCGGGAAAGCCCCUGCCGGACGCCCGUCACGCUCAUAGUCAUCAUGAAUCGCCGAUUUUGCCCGCAGGUGGUGACUCCCUGAUGGGUUCAGGCUCGGAAGACGAGGACGAAGAUGGAAGUAAUCACCUCCAUCAUCACGAAGGAUUGGGUGGGUCACAUCUUGGACCGCAUAGUUUAGGUCCGGGAAGUACGGGUGAACAGAGUGUCGGGCAUGUCAGUGACCUACCUCUUGGGAGUGAUUCCUGCAAGCAAGAAGACUCUGAGGAUCUAGGUUCCCUAGAUGGUGAUCCUGAAACUAGAGAUAGUCAAACAGAAAACAAAAGUCCUGACGGUGGUGCUGGUGGAGGCAGCGGCGAUGGUGGCGCGGGAUCGAAGCGACGGGGGCCAAGAACUACAAUAAAAGCUAAACAAUUAGAAAUAUUGAAAACGGCGUUUUCUGCAACGCCAAAACCGACCCGGCAUAUAAGGGAACAACUUGCGAAAGAAACUAGUUUACCUAUGCGAGUGAUACAGGUAUGGUUUCAAAACAAGAGGAGUAAAGAACGGAGGUUGAAACAACUCACGACAAUGGGAAGGAGUCCGUUUUUCAAUGGUUCUAGAAAAAUGCGCGGAUUCCCAUUGAACCUGAACCAUGGAGCUUUGGGAGGAGACGAUGGUCCACCACCAGGAUUCUCGUAUUUUCCAACUGAUAAAUUUGACUUUGGAUAUGGGGGUCCUGUUCCGUUUCAUCAUGAGUUCUUUGGAGCACAUGGGCCUCCGCAUCCGCAUGGGCCGCCGUUUGCUGGUCCAGGUAAUCCCAUUCCCAACCUGUUUGUGACAGGUCUCGACCCUGCCAGUAUAGGGGGGAUGGCGGCAGCGGCUGUUACGGGGGAGUAUCCACCACCGGGCGCCGCGGGAGGCCCCCCGGAAUUUCUCACGGGACCUCCGGGCCAAGGACCUCAACCACCGUCGGGCGGCAGUCCCGGAGAGUUCCUAGCACCUACAGGUGGCGGGCAAGGUAAUCCUGGUGGAGGUGGUAAUUGUGGCGGUCCCGGUGGUGGAGGAGGCGGUGGCGGUGGCUUUCCUGAACAGCAGCACCAGAUGCAAAGCGAAGGCCUCGUCUGGUAGAACAAGUUUAUGUUUAAUUAAUUUUAUCCACCGUAACAUCCAUUCGGACUCGAUUGUGCGGUAUCGAUUGUGAGCUGAAUCUAAAUUUAACAGUAUAUUGCUAAAUAUUACAAUACAAUAGUAUAAAUAUAAACAAAUAUAGUUAAAACAAAUUGAUUUAAUAAAUUUGUAAUAUCAAAGAAUAUACUAGUAAAUGAUAAUGAUUAUGAUCGAGUCUGAUGGUCAAUAACUGACAAUUUAAUUCCAGUUAUAGAAGGAAAUCGCAUAGCGAUUAGUUUUUUUUUGUUUUGUAAAAACGAUUAUUACAAAUUCAACUAUUAGUUUAAUUAUUA